CUCCCCUUUCUCCACUCUGAAUGUAAAUAACCUCCCACCAACACCACCAUCACCAUCUCCUCUCACUCCUCUCUCUCUCUUUCUCUCUCUCUAUAUAUAGUUCUCCCACUAAACCAUUACAGUAACUUCAAAGAAAGCUAUUAUACUUACCACUUUCAAAUUUCCAAUUAUUCCAUUGGAUGAUAUGAUGAUGCAGGCUUUGAAUCCCUGCACUACCACCACCACAGCAAAAACAGCUGAGAUUAUGUCUAGGUACAGACCCAUUGCACCCAGGCCUGAGAUUUCAACGAACUCCAUUGAGGGCUCUAAUCAUAAUAGCUCAUCUGAGUCUCCAACCAUCAGGCGAUCUCCUUACCUGAGGAACGUAUGGCCUCACUUGCAGGCUCGGCCUACCCGAACCAGGAAGAGAGGAAGGACAGCUGUCGCUCCUCCCCCCAUCAAGAGACCAAGGUUACACUUCUUUGGUCUCACCUCUUCCCCCGCCAACAACCCAUCCUUGCAGGGUUUUGCUCAUGGCGGCUUCAAUGGACUUCCUCAGGUUCCCGUCUCGAACAGCCUCCUCGGCAUCCAUGAAAAGCUAGCUCAGACUCAGACCACUCCUUCAAGCUUGGUCACUCUUUCUCUCCUCCCAUGUCCGAUCAUACCCAAUCAACCUCCACCGCCGGAACUCAACGGAAUCAAACCUUGUGAAUUUGAAGAAGUUAUAGAUUUGAACACAGUAGCUCAAGUUGUUCCUGAAGAAAAGGAUCUCCUGCAACAACUUCAAGGACCCAUUAGCACCCAUGUCAUAGCACCACAGCCUGUUCGGCCGGUUGGCUCGAGUAUAUGUGUCGGAUCCAUAAACAAGGAUCAGGGUUCAAACCCAGAUCCUCGAAUUCCCAAGAAGAAGAAACGAGAGGAGGUAGAGGAAGAGGUUGAGUCAGAGGCCUUGCCAGCCGUGGUAUCGGACUCGAACAACAAAGUAAGGCUAGCAAACUCGGCUUACAAGGAGAUGGUGGGUCAACCAGAAUGUUCAUGGCUGGAUUCUAUGGUUACAUGCGAUGGUCGGCACGCGCGCGGCGGUGCAUCAAAGAGGAUCUGUGGGGAGGUGAUGCUUCAAUUUUCGGAUUCGUGUGUGCCUGUGGACUCAUCAAAUGGGUUUUCUUGCUGGGUGACAAUUGAGUGGGGAAACAAUGGGAAGAGCAGCUCAGUCCAUGCUUUCUGUGAUGUAAUUAGGCUAACCUGCGAGUCCAGGGACUACCUCUUUGAAUGGAGGUUCCAUACCAGAGAGGCUUCUGAAUCUGCUUGAAGCUUUUACUGUACAUGGUGAUGUCGAGGAUCCUGUUAUGGAUGAGAAGUCAAGCUAAAAGUUCUUUUAUUUUGUUUUUCUGCUUUUGCGAGCAAGAGCUUUUGGUUGAGAACCCUAUAUUAGAACUUUGUUUUUGGUUUUGUUGUCUGUAUAUUUGUAAAUAUUGUAC
Molecule: messenger RNA, 1457 nt
Organism: Camellia sinensis
Lineage: Eukaryota; Viridiplantae; Streptophyta; Magnoliopsida; Ericales; Theaceae
Source: RefSeq, a predicted model, not a curated record